GUGCUGAAUUCACAAGAGAAUUGGGCGCUGUUUUUGACGGAUUCGUCGGCAGGAUUGAGGUACCAGGGUACUCUACAAAAUGGCUCGUAUGUCGGCCGCUGCGUACGUUUUGCUGGUGUGCGCCAGCUCGUUGAUGCUCACGAGCUCCGUGGAAUCUUUUGCGAGCGUGCUGCUGCAAGGUUCCAGUUUGUAUUCUGAGCAAUAUCUAUUUGAGGGACCUUUUCAGUUCAAAAUGCAACAGGACUGCAACCUCGUGUUGUACAAAAACGGGCGACCAAUCUGGGCGACCAAUACCGGUGGUCGAGGCCGCAACUGCGAGUUCAGAAUGCAGCGAGAUGGAAACGCUGUACUCUACACUGGCUAUGGCGACCCCUUGUUUGGAUCCAACACUGCCGACAUGAACAACGGUGAUCACUACAUUGUUCUCCAGUGUGAUGGCAACGUGGUGAUGUACACUGCAAACGGGCGACCCGUUUGGGCCACCGACACAGGCGGAAAGGUCGAGGUCAUCGAUCUCGGCACAGCUCCCACUCCAACCAUGAACUCCACCUCGUCGGAUGUCAUCAUGUCUGUGACAGGAGGACGAUCUCACUAAUGAGCUGACAAGGAGAAAUCCUUCUGUCAGUUACCAUCCCAAGAAGCAAACCAACUCUGAAUGUGGCAGAUCCAAACAGUUAUGUGCAAAUGGAUGCUAGAAUUUCUCGAGUUGGAUUUGCAUAUAUAGAUCUGGUGUAUAGAUCAAGAUGGUUAAUGUUUGCUAAAUAAUUGUACGCAUCUGGGAUCACGAUAUAGACCUUCUCAGAUUUCUGUACACAUCUUUAUUCUGGUAUAACCUAAGUGUGCGUUUGAGAUGUGAGAUUUCCAUCCAUCACCAUGUUGAGAAUAUGGUAAGGUAUCAACGAUUUAUGGCGGUUUGUAGUCUGGGAAUGUGGAAUCUGUCACUCUAAAGAUCAGAACGUCAUGCAUGCAACGAGGGAGGUCAAGUGGAGGAGCGUGAAAAAUAGUGCAGCUAGCUCUACACGUUUGUAUUUGCAUGCAAGAACACUUGCACGUGAUGUGUGGACCGUAAUCUGCAUGACACUCACGUGACAUGAGCACAUCGUGCCAGCACAAACUUAGAUCGAGCUGCUGAUAUGAAUGCAGCUACUGUACUUGUUUGAAAGCCAAAGAAAGUCCUACACAUAACACAGAAAAAAGUGACUGCAACUGGCUUGGUUAGUAGCACAAUUAUUGCACUAUCGUUUAGAAACUAUUUCAUAUCGUGUAAACCCAAGCAGUGUAAGAUUAUUUGGACCCUGUGGUUCCAAGCGUGUCUAUGCACGUGCUUGAAGAUCUAAUAUAUUCUACUGGAACAAGCUCUAGAACAUCCAAACUUUA
Molecule: messenger RNA, 1377 nt
Organism: Marchantia polymorpha subsp. ruderalis
Lineage: Eukaryota; Viridiplantae; Streptophyta; Marchantiopsida; Marchantiales; Marchantiaceae
Source: the annotation of a GenBank genome assembly